This is a messenger RNA of Drosophila grimshawi, 4412 nucleotides long. RefSeq names its product transmembrane protein 132E (gene dtn). NCBI's taxonomy places the organism in Eukaryota, Metazoa, Arthropoda, Insecta, Diptera, Drosophilidae. The transcript has 14 exons. The record is from RefSeq and is a predicted model, not a curated record. The coding region runs from base 115 to 4359 and encodes 1414 amino acids.
AAACUAUCUGAAAACGCAUUUCAAUCAACACACACACACACACACGUACAGAAGAGGAGUCCAAUCAAUCCAAUCGGUAAACAAACGAGCGCAGGCGUCAUUGAAAUCCACACCAUGAAGUGCUGCGUAAUUAUUACGAUGCUGAUGCUGCUGUCAAUUGCACAGCACAUCGCCACCGUCGAGGUGCACUUUGAGGCGCCGGACAGCGGUUUCUUUCUGAAGCACGCCAGGCAACCACCUGUGACGCCGGAGAUUGCAAACGUGCAAUCGCCAUCGAUGGGCUCGAUGGCAUCAUCAUCAUCAAAGGCACGCUCCUCGUACGAUUCGGUGUUAUCGCUGGAUCGCUUCACCGUCGUGGAGACAACACAGCCCGUCUCCAUACGCGCCAGCUACGGUCCGUUCUCCACCAAGCAAACGGUGCCCGCACGCUACAUUGUGCCGGACACAAUGGACAACAACAAUAACAACAAUAAUAAUAAUGGACAAGCAGGCGAUUAUGUGAACAACUCAACGGCCACGCUGCUCGAACUGCAGCAGCCCAAUAUGCAUCUGGAUAUAUCGGCGCAUUUGGUGCGUGGCAGCGUUUCGCAGGAUUCACCAGUGCUGCGCGUCCUCUUCCAUGCCGGCGCCGAUCCGGGCGGCCAUAUGCAGCGGCAGAAGGUGUGCGUCCUGCUGCACGUGUCCAUGGGCAAUGAGCAGCCGCUCAAGGGCCGUUGUAUGCCCGAGGGCGAGGAUGGUGUCUGCGUUGCCGAGGUGGUCAUUCCACUCGGCUGGUGGCCACCGCUACCAGCGCCAUAUCAUACCAGGGAGAGCAUCAGUAGCAGCGGUGGUGCCGGCGGCGGCGUUGGGUCUUCAUUGCCACCAAAAGUGCCGCAGCGAUAUGCUCAGGUCUCGUACAGUGUGUUCGAGCCACCGCUGCGCAAUCCGGAACAGUGUGAGCCCAAGGUACAAAUCCAACCGUUGACGACAUUUGCCCAGGUGCCAUUGAUGGCGCCCAAGACGGCGUUCAAGGAGCUGCGCGCCGACGAUUCGGUUACAUUCCUCCUGCCCCAGCAUCCCCUGUAUCCCAUGUCCAAGCUGCAUGUGCCCGUCUUUCUGCAUCAGUAUGCAGAUCAGGAGCAGCGUAUCGCCGCAUUGACGGUGCGCGCCCGUGUCAAGGCCGGUCUGCGGAUCAUUGGCGCCAGCGCCUCCAGCGAUCAGUGGAGCAUCAGCAUUGAGAAGGAGAAUCCCAAGCAUACCACAGCCCGAGUGACCGCUUUUCGUAAGGAUGCCGACACCCCCUCAUCGGCCGGUGCAUCAUCCAGCAUGGAGAGCAGAGGCAACUACAGCAGCAGCAGCAUCUUGACCAAUGAAGUACAUGAGAUCUUCUCGUGGCUGCUCGAGGUGGCCGACGAUAGCAAUGACAUUAUGGAUGGUGGCAAGAUCGUGUGGUCCGUCACCCACAUCUAUGAGGCGCCCAAGGACAAGGACUCCGCUGAGGUGAUGGCCUCCGAUGAUUCGAAGAAACGUUUAAUUGCCAAACUGGAGAUUAACAAGGAUGACAUACAAGCGGUGCUGCCCAUGGCCAAGAUCUGGGAGGUGAUGAACACAGCGGUCCUAACUGGCCGACAGGUAGCCCAAGCCAUGAAGGUCUUCAUUGUCUCGCAGGCGGGCAAAGUGGCCGAUGUAACCCUGCAAAGCUCCUGCCAUGCCGAGGACGAGAGUGUCAUCAAGGUAUCCUCGUCGUGCAGCUCCGUUUAUGUUGAUGGGUCGGAGCAGCGGGGCUCAUCGAAUGCUUCGGUUAUUGUCAAGUAUGGCACCUAUGUGGGCGUGGCCAAGUUCAUUGUGUGGAUGCCCGAAUUUCCGCUCGAGGUUUACAUAGCCGAUUUUCGACUAUCCCAAAUAAAGGGCUGGAAAGUCAACGACGACAAUCAUUAUCUCAGCAAUAAACAGUCGCGUCGCCGCAAGAAGCGCUCGUAUGUGUGGAGCCAGCACGGAACCAGCUACUACAACAAUGUGGGCGCCGAUAAGAGCAUCUGUCGCGCCCGCUAUCAGCAGAGUCCCGUCGAGGUCUAUGCCAAGUUUUUGGCCAUCGAUCAGAACUCGGGACGCAUUAGUUACUUCAUUUCACGGCGCACUGGACUGCGGGUUACGGAUCUGGUGCAGCCGCUGUUGCGUGUGGCUGAUCCGAAGAUAGCAUCGCUCAAGGGCCGCAUACUGCAGGGCAAGUCAAUGGGACGCACCGAUGUCCAGGUGCUGUCACCGAUAACUGGACGUGUCAUUGGCACAAAAGAGAUACGCGUCGGCAGCGACAAGGUCAACCUAAACAAACUGAUUGUGCGCGUCAUAUCCGGCCUGCAGUUGACCAUCACACCAGAGAACGCUAUCGAGAAUGGCUAUUUGGCGGAGACAUCCGUUACGCACAAACUGACGGCACAAUACCAGGAGGGUCUGCUCGACAUUGAUCUGGCAUUCAACGAUGGCUCCAAGACACCGUUGCGUGAUAUUGCUGUGGAGGACUAUAUUCUGCUGGUGGAGAGCCUGGACACGGAGGUGGUGGCCUUUGCCCCAAUGCUGGCCUCGCAUCAUCCGCGUGUCAUCGCCGUUGGUGAGGGCAAUGGUAAUCUGUUGCGUGUCACGCUGCUCCUCUCCGAUGAAUGCCGGAUGCGACGCGGUCCAGGAGCCAGCUCCUCAUCAUCCUCAUCCAGUGGCAAGCAAAACAAACCGAAUGCGGCGCCGCUCGCCAGCGCUUUGGCCUCCAUUGAGGUGGACUUUAACAAUGCGGACAUUGUCAGCAAGCAGGAGUCCAUCCAGAACGAUGGCACCGUGGGACGCGAGCGCAAAAACUAUCGCACUAGCGGAGAUUUGGCAGAUAUUAUUGUUGGAAUACCACUGCGCGACUCGAGUCAACAGUACGAGCCGACUGUGCAGGCACGACAGCAUCGGGCAAGCAUCCAGGCGGUGCACAAGACGCACUACGGCAACAGGGCAAGUGGUUUUGGCAGCGGCAACAUGUCAUCCAUGGAGCUGGGCAUGUAUGUGCUCCUGACGGCCUUCUGCUUUGCCAUCAUUGUGUUUGUCAUCUCGUGUGUGGUUUACGCCUCCAAAUUUCGACCAGUCAUGAUCGAAUCUGGCCUGGAUCCCCUCACCGGUGCCGGUAAGGGCAAUGCAAAUGGCGGCGUUGGUGGAUUUCGUGAUGUACGCCUCAAGGAGUCUACGACGAAUGCUCACGACUGGGUCUGGCUGGGACGCUCGACCAUUGACAGGCAAUCGGUCGCCCAGCAACAGCAUCAACAUGUUAAUGCUCGCGAUUCGCGCAUGCGCAUCACCAGCAAUCCCAUAAUUAACUAUGACAACGGCAGGCGCAUCAGCUCAUUUGAUCAGCAGCAGCCCAAGCUGCAGACGCACAUUGUGCCCGCUUCCAAUCUGCACAAGCUGCAUGCCGAUCACUAUGUGGCCAACGAUCGCAAGGAAGGCAAUGCUCUGGACUAUAAGCCGCCGGUGCCGCCACAUCGUAAUGUGGGCACACGCGCCAUGUUGCCGCCACAGCUACCGCAGACAGCUCCAGGCAAGGAUAAGGAAAUGAUUAACAAACGGCACAGUCAGAGCUACAAACGCGAGCAACAGCUGCACAGCGAUAACAACAACCCAGCACAACAGCAGCAACAACAACAGCAGCAGCAACAACAACAUCAGCAGCAGCAGCAGCCAGAACGUCAACAUCAACGCAGUCACAGUCAUAGCCACAAUUUAAUCCAAGAGCCAGCGCUGAGGUCGGCGCACUUGAAGCUCAAGCAACUGCAACUGCAACAGCAGCAACAACAGCAGCAGCAGCAGCUGCAGCAACAACAGCAGCUGCAGCAGCAGCACGAGGAGCUGCACAAUGCUGAGAAGCUAGUGGAGUACACAAAUCCGCAUCAGAAGAAUGCCUUUCAAUUCGAUUCGCUCACACCAAAGAGAGUAACCAAAGCAGCUGCUGUGGCAGCCACAACUACAUCAUUGGCAGCAGCCCCAGCAUCGCCGGCCAUAACACAAAUAAAAGAGAAUCACAACCACAGCAUAUUGAGCAUCGUGGCGGAUGCGGCCAAUUCGAAUGCCACCGAUGAGAUUGUCCGCCUGCCGACACCACCGGGCCACGCUGCCAACACCACCAUCACCAAUAGCAACAAUAGCAACAAAAACACAACCGCAACCACCAUCAGCAGCGAGCCAACAACGAAAUCGUCGCGCAUCAAGCGUGCCACAGUCGUUGGCAACCCGAUGUUCUCGGCCACCGUGGACGAUACGGCACCCGGCGAGCGUCUGGGUCUCGACGAUCUGGACAUGGACUACGAACAGAUCAUGCACUAUUUUGAUAACCUAAAGGAAUCAAAUGCCUGAGUACAAGAGAUCAUUGCUAAAAUUCGCGAGAUAUUGUCAACAUUUCAUCAACG